Molecule: messenger RNA, 3577 nt
Organism: Hemibagrus wyckioides
Lineage: Eukaryota; Metazoa; Chordata; Actinopteri; Siluriformes; Bagridae
Product: butyrophilin subfamily 3 member A2-like
Exons: 10
Coding region: 169-1869 (566 amino acids)
Source: RefSeq, a predicted model, not a curated record
UGACGUCAUCUGGGCGGAUCCACUGAAAUCGAAAGUAAAGGCUUAUGCGUGUAUUUUUCUCUCCGCGACUGGAGACGGAUUUGUGUGUGUUCAUGCAACACUUUACACAUUAUUGACAUCUUCCUGGUUUAUCUGAAGCUUUCUGAGCAAACAGUGUGAUCUUCUGCCAUGAUUUCAGCUGUAGCACUGAGAUGGAUUUUACUGUUACUUUAUUCAUCUCUCAGCCAUCAGACUUCUUCUGAUCAGUUUACAGUGAAGGUUCAGUCUGAGGUCUCAGGGCGGCUUGGUUCCUCUGUGUCUCUUCACUGUGCUCUUGAUAACAACAUGGAUGCUCGACCCCUGGAAGUCCGCUGGCACUGUCCAGAACAGAACACCCCGGUUCUGCUCUACAAGAACAGACAGAUCCAGAAGAGUCGUGUAGAUGUUCGGUACCAGGGCAGAGCGUUCCUGUUAGGAGACCUGGAGAAAGGAGACGUCUCUCUGAAGCUGGAGAACCUGAUGCUAGGAGACAGUGGAGACUAUGUCUGUCAUGUGAAGAAUGAUGUCUGGUACGACAAGGCCACGGUGUCCCUCAGAGUGAGAGCGGUGGGAUCCACUUCUGUUAUCUCCUUAAAGGAAGCAGGCGAAGGCCAGGUGAACAUUAGCUGUAAAUCACAUGGUUGGUUCCCAGAGCCGUCAAUCAUCUGGACAGAUAAAGAAGGGAGAGAUCUGAAACAUCUCAGCACAGACAUCUUCACCACCAAACCUGAAGGUACUGUAGAUGUGAGCUCAUGGCUGAUUGUGUCUCCCUCUGAGUCUGAGUGGAUCUCCUGCUCUGUGGGUUUGUCUGAUCCGGAGAGAAAAGACAGCAGAGUGACGUUAUUUGUCCCUGCAGGUGGAAGAGAAUCGUUGAAUGGAUACUUCAUUGCGAUGCCCAUUCUGCUGCUGUGUGCUGCUGCUGGAGUUGCAGUGUUUUUCCUGCUACGUAAAAAAGGUCUGAUUCUCUCCAAGAAGAAAGGGGCGAAAGAACCAGGAACUCCAUCAGAAACUGAACCUCUGAACAUGGCCCAUGUGGAGAAUCAGGAUCAGAAUGAAGAUACAUCUGAUGGUCCAGUUCUUCAUGCUGUGGUUGUAGCAGAAUCCAGAGGAGAGCAGAGAGGAACCAGCUCCUUCUCCUUCUCAGGUUUCUCCACUGAUGGUUCAGCCACGGACAAACCAAACCUCACUGAGUCCUUCUCAGAUCUCAGACCUGAUACCUCAAAUACCACACCCACUGCCAUCAGAUCAAAUACCACACCCACUGCCAUCCCCUCAAAUACCACACCCACUGCCAUCCCCUCAAAUACCACACCCACUACCAUGACCCCAGAUCCCACACCAGCUGCCCCCACCUCAGACUCCGCCUCUGUCACAACAUCUGCAGGAAGUUUCAGCUCAGGCAAAACACAUCCUACCACCAAUACUGACAGAAGAAUACUACAGGCCAAAAGGAGAAGGAGAAAAGAUGCAGCAAAUAAAACAGGAAACUCUUCUGGUAAAGCUGAAGGAGGAGAAACCAUUACAGAGAGUUCAUCAAAGAGGAAAAGAAAGCAAACUCCGGAAAGUCCAAGGACCACAAAGUGUCUCUAUAAGGAAGAAGGAGAAAGAGAGGACAGUGAGGUGGGUGUGGAUGAACCUGUCCCAGAGGAUGUGGAGAUGAAGACAGAGACGGGGACAGGGAUGGAGUAUAAUGAUUCAUGUCCUGAGGAUGUGGAGAUGAAGACAGAGACGGGGACAGGGAUGGAGAAUCAUGGUUCAUGUCCAGAGGAUGUGGAGAUGAAGACAGAGACGGGGACAGGGAUGGAGUAUAAUGAUUCCUGUCCUGAGGAAAAUGGAAUGCAGUGUGACUGAAGUUUAUUGUGUUUCAGCUCUUCAGCGUAUUUCUGAUUAUUUUAUACUGCAGAAAAGUUUUUAUGUUUUUAUUUUAUUAUUUUUACUCUAAUACUGUUUAUAUUGUAAACCUGUGAUGUUCCAGCUGUUGUGUUUAUUGCUGUCUGUUAGAUAUUAAUAAAAAUCUGAAUUCUAAAUUAAUUAUAUUUAAAUGUUUAGGUAAAUACAUCAUACCAUCAUCAAUAUCAUCAUUUACCAUUUCACAUUCUACAGAAAAAUACACAAAUGAAUGUUUUCUCUAUUUUUUGUAUUAUUUAUUUAUUAUUCAAAGCAGAGUUUUCUUAUUUUCUACAAUUUUUUUUUUUUACUUUAUAUCUAUUAAUUCCAUUCAUUGAUCUGUUCUGCUUCUCCUUCACAGUGUCACAGUGAGCCUAGAGCCUAUAGCAGGGACACACACACACACACACACACACACACAAGAAUAUUUUAUUUAAACCAGUUUUCAUAAAAUAAAGACUUAAUGCGAUGUAAAAUAAAGCAGUUGUUCCAAAUACACAGUGUUGUGAGGACUAAAGUUGUGAGAAAAAACUUAUGUUCAACACAACAGGACCUGGUGCUGAAGGAGAGACAGUGUGAGAGGUAGCUUGGACAAUUUAAAAUCACACUUGAUUAAAAAUUCAAGACCACUGACUUUCUCAAACACUGAAUCUUCUGUAAACCAUGUACUGUUUGUGUUCUGAAGAUAUCAUCUAAGCCAUUGAGUUUUUAAAACACUGUUCAUUAUUUCUGAAUCAAUAACAUUUAGACCUCCUUCUUCAAAACUGUGAACCAAAUGGUUUUUGUUUAUAUAAUGAUGCCUAUUUUUCUGAAUAAAAUGAAAGAUUGUGCUUUUAUAUUCCUUUAUGAAACGAGGGGGAUAGCAAGUGAUGAGGCUGGGUAAAAAAAACUGAGAGAGAAAUUCCAUUUUGGUUAACAAAUUCUUCCAUAAUGUGACAUAUCUCUUUGUAACCAACUGUUGAGAAUUAAUUCUGCUUUUAGAAAUCUGUUUACAAAAAUUUUAUAUAGAGGUUUAAAGCGGGAUAUUACAUUAAAAGUCUGCUUUGCUGUAAUAAUUUCUAAUUAAUUCACACUUAUGUUUAAGUGCAAACCAGAAGCAUUGGAGAACAAAUUAAUAAAUGGCUAUUAAUUAAUUAAUUAAUUUAAUGGCUCUAUCAAUUUGAUGUUUUUCCUUUAAAAAAAGAGUCGUAUCAUCGGCCAACUGACCAAUAGAAAUUUGUCUUCCAAAUACCCUGAGUUUAUCAAAGUUUUGUCAUCAUUAAUUAAAAUAGCGAGCAUCUCUACAGCCAUGAUGAAUAAGAAAGGAGUAAUGGGACAGCCUUGCCUAAUUCCUCAUGUAAUAUUAAAUCUCUGAGAUGUCCCAUGCCAUAGUGAUAUAGAAUUAUUAAUUUCUUUAUAUAGCAUUUUUAUAAAAAAUAUGAAUUUGUUUCCAAAACUGUAUUUAAGGUUAAUCUGAAAUCGUGUCAAAUGCUUUACUAAAAUCCAAAAACAAAAUAAAUCCAUCAUUCUCAGUCCAUUCGUGAUCAUCUACAAUAUCCUAAACCUAGCCUAAUAUUAUUAUGUAUUGAUCUGCCUUUCAUAAAUCCAGACUGUGAUUCUCUUAUCAUUUGGUCUAAUCCUUCCUUUAGUCUGUUGGGAAAUAUGUGAGCUAAAAUCUUAUAGUCGCAGUUAA